Messenger RNA from Monomorium pharaonis (pharaoh ant), 2164 nucleotides. RefSeq lists its product as uncharacterized. Gene Ontology annotation, molecular function: interleukin-17 receptor activity. The record is from RefSeq and is a predicted model, not a curated record. The coding region runs from base 412 to 2052 and encodes 546 amino acids. NCBI's taxonomy places the organism in Eukaryota, Metazoa, Arthropoda, Insecta, Hymenoptera, Formicidae. The transcript has 9 exons.
GAGUCUUCCUCGCAUCGACGCGCAGUUUGCGACCUCGGGCCCGAUAGAAGUGAUCGUUGACACCGUUCUGCCGGAGGUAUUUUGCGUCGUUCGACGUUGUGCGCGUGUGAAUCAGAAAACCGUGGAAUGAUAACUGGACGUACGAAUUGUCAUCGUGAUUCCGUCGUGAUUUCGCCGCGCGGUGAUUGACAUGUCGUCGGGUUCAGCGUCGACACGUGCGGUCCGUCGAAUGUUGCGCGUCGUCAAGUGAGCGAACAAUAAACCCGGAAGAAUGAAAGAGACAAUACGCGACGGCUUCCUCGUCGCCGCGGUCGUCCUGUGCUCCUGGCUGACUGGACGUGCCGCAGCCUCGUAUUGUUAUCCGGACUACUGUCAGAACAUGACUUACCUGGUUCCAACACCUGGUUUCCAAUGUAUACUGACGCCAGUACAAAGGGGCGAAGUCGUACAAUUUUUUCAGGUUGUGCAAAGCUAAAACUUGAGGAUGUCGGAAAACCGUCCAAGCGCGACAUCGACGUCGCAAUUUUCACAUUGUACGCGUACGUGACGAACGUUAGCAGCAGCGAAAAAACGACUGCGUUCAACCUAUCGGUUUCGGACAUCAAUUUUCAUAGGUUAAUCACACGUUAUCAAAACGUCGAUGAUAACGACGAGAACGCGUGCAGGCACGUAGAGUUUUACGGAAACGCCAGCCACCCUGCUCCCAAAGACUUGUACGUGUCGUGCCCGUUCUCCGGCACCGAAUACGAGGGAGCCCCGUACCGCUUGGAAUACCUUGCGAUCGGAAAGAAUUACGCGUACAACAGGGAGUACGUGUUUCAAGUACCGCGGCAUGAACUUAUCGAGGACGGCAUCCAGGUCGAGACGUUCACGCCCUUCAUAUACAUUGACGUGUCGGACCCGCCGAUUCUGGCACUGCACGUACAACCGCUUCCGUCGACGUACAACGUGACGAAGUACAAGGCGUGGCUGAUUAGGAACGACACAGGCUCGACGAUCGUCAGCACGACGGUCCUCGCGAAUGGGAACGACGGGCACGUGAUACGGCACAAUUUCUCGGUCCCGGAAGGCGUCUAUCGCGUCCGAGUCGCGGCCCUGCAUCCUGACUGCGGCGAGGACGGAUGUGCGAACAGCACGUCGCCCUACAUACACAUAAAACACGCCUCCGACCGACUGCUGAUUAUGAUAAUUAGCUUGAUAUGGAUACCACCUGUACUGUUGUACGCGGUGUACAACGUGUUUAAGCUGUACAGAAAGUGGGUUUUAAAGAGAUUGGCGAUAAGGCCAAACUGCUUAUUGGUGUACUCACCGACACAUCCGUCGCACGUGAACGUGAUGGCGGAAUUCGCAAAGUAUCUGCGAUACUGUAAUAUCAACGCCAUGAUCGACAUGUUUGAUAUUGCAGAAACCGCCAGCAAAGACCCAGGACUCUGGUGCAACACGGCGUUUCAGACCGCGGACGUCGUGCUGGUUGUGACGUCGCCGCCGACGUCUGCGAAUUCCGACGCGACAAUCAUUUAUCGAAAUGUAGACAACCACCUGUUGCGACUGCUGAAGGAGAACUAUCCGCGUAGAAAUAAGAGAUAUUACGCGGUAUACUUGCCGUACUGCAAGCCGGAUCAUAUACCAGAGGAGGCGCGGGUUUUCAAGAAGUUCCGCAUACCCGAAGACCUUACCAGGCUCGUGAAAAUGAUCCAUGGUAUUGCCUGUCUGCGAUUCUUCACGUCGUCGAACCACGAGCUGCUGGAGAGCAUCAGAUUCGCUACGGCAAAGAUAUCCGAAGAUGAGGCCACCAGUGCGAUUGUGAAGAACACCGAGGAGACCGACGAUCUGUUACCACCAAUCGUCGUACAAGAGACUGCAAAUUGCGAUGCUGAUCGAUCCACCGAAGUGCGUAGGCCCGAUUCGCCAGACAGCGAUGUCAUGCUUCAAUCUUUCACGACACGUAUUGACGAACUGAAUUUACUUGGAGAGAUUGACGAAGAAAAGUCCUUUGUCAAUAAUUCCGCGAGGAAUAAUUGCGAAUUUCGCAUAGAUAAGCUGAACUUGUGAUUUUUUUAUAUGUAUGAAUAGCAUGUAGGAGAUUAUUUUCUUAUCAUUUUAUUAUCAAUUGAUUUUAUAUGUGAUUGUAGUUGAUUAGAAUAAAAGAGUAAUUUUCCACAAA